UCUUUUUCAAGUUUGCUGUUCUAGUAUUUGUUUAUUUUCAGCUCUACCAUUUUUCUCAUUAAAAAUUUUUCAAUUCAAGAAAUCAGGAAACUUAGGGAAGGAAGGAAAAAAAAAAAAAACAGCCAACAGUAGUGAAAGUUCUUGAAGGUGCUGGAAAAAGAAAUCUUAAUACAAAGGUUACAUCUUUAGAAGAACCUCUACUGAAGCCUCUGGAAUCAAAGUAACAGAUGUUGGUUUGAUUGUAUAGACUUAGGAGGGAAUAUAUUGAUUGAUAGGGAUGGAGGCAAGAGAAGCUAUUAGCUCUGGGGUUACGGUGAUAGGGGCGGAAGCUCCCUCUGCAUACCAUGUGGCACCAAGGAGUGAAGCUCCGAGCCAAGUUCCUGGCCCGGAUGCAGCUGCUAAUGCUGCUCUUGGUGUUUCGCCCGUGAGUGUGGGAUUGGAUGGAACAACAGUUAAGAAAAAACGUGGUAGGCCAAGGAAGUAUGGACCGGAUGGAUCGGUUAAUAUGGCAUUGUCACCAUUGCCAAUUUCUUCUUCGGCUCCGUCUUCUAACGAAUUUUCGAGCUUCCAUUCAAGUGGCAAGCGAGGGAAAUCGCGGGGUAUGGAGUACAAGCACUCAAAGAAAUUCGGAGGAGGGGAUAUUCUAGGAGAUUCCAUGGGUACAAGCUUUAUGCCCCAUAUCAUUACUGUCAAUGCUGGCGAGGACAUCACAAUGAAGGUUAUAUCGUUUUCUCAACAAGGACCACGAGCUAUAUGCAUACUAUCUGCUACUGGUGUAAUUUCAAAUGUUACGCUUCGCCAGCCUGAUUCUUCAGGAGGAACUUUGACCUAUGAGGGUCGUUUCGAGAUACUUUCCUUGACUGGAUCAUUUAUGCCUACUGACAACGAAGGAACGAGAAGCCGGUCAGGUGGGAUGAGUGUCACCUUGUCCAGCCCUGAUGGCCGUGUCUUAGGUGGUGGCGUUGCUGGUCUUCUUGUAGCUGCCAGUCCUGUGCAGGUGGUUGUUGGAAGUUUUCUGCCAAGCAACCAGCAAGAUCCGAAACCAAAGAAGCAGAAGCAUGAUUACGCACCACCACCAGCAGUUAACCCCCCCGCCGUUGCAGUGUCCUCUGCGCCACCACCCUCAACUAAUGGCGAUAAAGAGGAUGUCAUGGGUGGGCACGUGAUGCAACACAAUCCCGGAGCCUUCAACUCUAGCCUCACUCCUCCCUCGGCCUUCCGAAGGGACAGCUGGGUUAACAUGCAUUCCAUGCCGGACUCGAUUAAAUCCACCACGGAUAUUAACAUAUCUUUGCCUGAUGAUUGAUUCGCGGCCACGUGGCAUGUCGUCGUUUAUUCUUGCUGACAACAUUCAUGGCUGAGCUAUUUCACUUGAUGUUUCUCUAAGGUUGCUCUCUGUUAAUUAUGUUAGCAUUGUUUCAAACUUUUGUUGUCUUUUAUGACCAAUAGGGGGAUGAUGAUGAUAUAGUUGGCAGUGUUGUAAGUUGCAGUUUAGGGUUUUACAUUUUCCUUUGGUAGAGUUUAAUCUCUGAUUUAUUUUUUCGGCUGAUUAGGUGAAUGCUGCAUUGUGCAGUGUUUUUUAUGAUUAGGCUAAUUAAUUCGGAUGUAAUGAUAGUUUGAAUGCUUAUUAAUGACUUAAAUUUGUUGAAGCUUUUGUGCCCUAA
This is a messenger RNA of Arachis duranensis, 1664 nucleotides long. RefSeq names its product AT-hook motif nuclear-localized protein 7. The record is from RefSeq and is a predicted model, not a curated record. The coding region runs from base 278 to 1306 and encodes 342 amino acids. Gene Ontology annotation, molecular function: minor groove of adenine-thymine-rich DNA binding. The transcript is spliced from 7 exons. NCBI's taxonomy places the organism in Eukaryota, Viridiplantae, Streptophyta, Magnoliopsida, Fabales, Fabaceae.